This is a messenger RNA of Aureobasidium pullulans EXF-150, 2044 nucleotides long. Its product is annotated as HlyIII-domain-containing protein. The record is from RefSeq and is a predicted model, not a curated record. Bases 328 to 1821 code for a protein of 497 amino acids. The transcript has a single exon. Gene Ontology annotation, cellular component: membrane. Lineage: Eukaryota; Fungi; Ascomycota; Dothideomycetes; Dothideales; Saccotheciaceae. Gene Ontology annotation, molecular function: signaling receptor activity.
ACGUGGAGGGGUCCUCGCUACCCAUGAUUGAAUGCUGCCGUGCCUCGUCUUCGUGCAUGUAUGACCUACUAGGUGUCGCUCUCUCCUACUCUCUGUUCCUUUCUCAUGCACCUUCCCCGUCUUUCACGAACCUUUCCCCACCCGCUCCCGUUUGCCACGAUUGACAUUUCAUUUCUCCUCAACUCGGUUGCCCCGGCGAAAGUCUGAUUUGACUGAAUCGCCCGCCAAAGGUCAAGAUUACCAACCUCAAUCUCUUCUUCCACCCCUCAUCGCAGUACCUCAAGCACCGGAUCCAGUCCUUUGCUCUGUCACAUUCCCUAUUCAACAAUGGCUACGGCCACUUGCACAACUACCAUGACCGACUCUUACGAAGAGCCCGCCCUUGGCACUACCUCGAGCGCUCGACUACGCCCAGUCAGAGACGGACUUAAGAAGCGCCGUCAUUCUUCCUACGAACCUCAAUCCUGGUCUGCGGACACCGACGACAUUCAAUUACUGGUCGAUCGCUUCCUCAAAGAACUUGGCCGUCGUCUCGAGUUUCUGGACUCCUACGGCCAGCUAAAGUUCGACUCUAGUAUCGAUCGCGCAUACAGCACUCUUCACGCCGUGCAUGAAUCCUGUAGUUAUGUCUCGGACGAGGUCAUCGACGCUGGUAGACGGCGUGCCAAAAUCAUGGUCGAUCUUCUCGAGGACCGAUAUCGGGACGCUUUGGCAAAGAAAGAGACGUUAGAACACAAGGUACGCGAAGGCGUACGCCUGAUGGAGAAGACUCUGGUUGACUUCGAGACCCGCGCUUAUGCUAUGCGCGAUGCCGGACUGGGAGCCGUCGCAUCGGACCUCAUGGACUCUGGAAGGAGGAAGAUGGACGAGGGAAUGCACAAGGCCACUGAGCUCGUGGACGAAGGUAUUGACAAGGCUCGGCGCGCAAAGGAAGCUGUCAAAACCAAAAUAGACGAAGCUGUCAAGCGUGCAAAGGAGCAAGGCCUCAUCACCUACCACGAUUUGCCGGACCCGUGGAGGAUCAACCCACAUAUCACUCGAGGUUACCGCUUUUGCGAAACAAAGGUCGACUGUUUGCGCUCCGCCUUUUCCAUUUCCAACGAGACAGUCAACAUUCAUUCCCAUUUCGUCGGACUGCUGAUCGUCCUUUCCAUCGCCUUCUAUUUUUACCCUACUUCGGUCCAUUUCUCCUUGUCGACAAAGUCUGACAUCUUUAUUGCUGCCGUCUUCUUCUUUGCGGCAUCCAAGUGCCUGGUCUGCAGCACCGUAUGGCACACUAUGAACUCUAUUUCUAAUCAAACUCUUAUGGAGAGAUUUGCUUGCAUCGAUUACACUGGCAUUUCUCUGCUGGUGGCUGCAUCCAUCAUGACUACCGAAUACACGGCCUUCUAUUGCGAGCCCAUCAGUCGCUGGAUCUAUAUGGGCUUGACUGCUGCUCUUGGUGUUGGAGGUGUCAUUCUCCCGUGGCACCCUACCUUUAACCGCAACGAUCUCGCAUGGGCCCGAGUUGCUUUCUACGUGACCCUUGCUGGUACCGGUGCUCUGCCUGUCACUCAACUCAUCUACACUCGUGGUGCAAACUGGGCCCUCUACUUCUACGCUCCCAUCUUCAAGAGCUUGUUCGUCUACUUCACAGGCGCACUCCUCUAUGCUGCAAAGGUGCCUGAGCGCUUCGCUCCAGGUUUCUUCGACUACUUCGGCGGCAGUCACAACAUCUGGCAUUUCGCUGUACUUGGUGGUAUUUUAUUCCACUACAGCGCUAUGCAAAGCUUCUUUGCAGACGCCUUCCGCAGAGCAGACAGUCAAUGCACUAUCUACUAGUCUCCGUAUUCUCCUUCGUUAAACAUUCAUUUCUCUUCUCGAGGGCUCUUGCGCAAGUGUUGACAAGAUGUCCCUCUUCUCAUGCGCCUUUUCUUCUACUAACCCUUCUACCUUUCUCAACAACUUCUUUACCUUCGCUUCUUGCCUAUUUUUGCACAAAUACACACGUUCGGAUUUUGUAAAUACGAAGACAAAUGAAAAAACAGCAUAAACAUGAUCUGUU